UCAGGCUGGAGGUGUGCAGGAAGAAGGAUGACCAUAUAAGGAGAGGCGCGGCCAUAAAAGGAAACGCGUUCUUUAUAUGGAGAAAGGUGUCCCGGUCGUACAGCCCAGAACUGCGUAUCAUUGCGCACAAGCUUCGGUAAGUUCGCACCUGUCCGCAUCAGACCAUAAAGACUCCCUACCCCGACACUUCCGGUGAGAGGUACGGCGAUUCCGAGCCGCGGGGUGGCUGCAGUGGCUGUGAAGUGCCGGACUACCUGUCACAGCGGACGGAUAUCUGCGGAAGCUGCCCGUCAUUUCCUUAUGUGGAGCGGAGUGAUCCGUGGGGGGCCGGGCCUCGCUGCUCUGUGAAAACAACUUCACAACUUUUUCUAAUUUCUGAUCGAUCCGGAUCGAUUUCCUGCGGAAAGUGUGCCCGGCGGCUCCCCUCACGGCCCGCGGGCUCCCGGAGCUUCCUAACGGACUCACCGAGCGACCUGUCGCUGAAGAGCCGCUGAGCGCUUAGCCUAGCCCCGUUAGCCACGCAGCUAGCGGUGCGGCUAGUCGACCCCGACCCGGCGCGGAGCUCCGAGCCCCGCCGAGGGUCUCUCCGGCGCACCGGGAGGAUCCAUCUUCCGGGCCCGGUGGGAGGGACGCUGAUAAGGAUGCUGGCGGGCAGCGGGGCCGAGAUGGGCUCCAGAACCUUACCUGGACGCGUGAGCAGCACAGACACAGCCGGACCGGAACCGGACACGGCCCGUGAGACUGGCGAGGGGGCGCCGGAGGACCGGGACUACAGCGCCGAGGGGGCGUUCAGCGGCUCCGACCAGGACUCGGACUCCGCGGAGGACGAUGACACGGGGGGCCCGGGUGGGGACCGGAGGGGCGUGAAGCGGGAGAGGAGCGAGCGGGAGGUCGGGCAUCAGGCGGCGCAGAGCUCCGGAGGCCUCAGCGGGGCGUACAGUGGUCUGAGGCCCGGGGCGGCGGGGGUGAAGCCCGGCAAGAAGACCCGAGGCAGGGUGAAGAUCAAGAUGGAGUUCAUAGACAACAAGCUGCGGAGGUACACCACCUUCAGCAAGAGGAAGACCGGCAUCAUGAAGAAGGCGUACGAGCUGUCCACGCUCACAGGUACGCAGGUGUUGCUGCUUGUUGCCAGCGAGACGGGCCACGUGUACACCUUCGCCACGAGGAAGCUGCAGCAGCCGAUGAUCACGUCAGAGACGGGGAAAGCUCUGAUCCAGACCUGCCUGAACUCGCCAGACUCGCCGCCGCGCUCCGACCCCUCCUCCGACCAGAGGAUGAGCGCCACGGGCUUCGAGGAGACCGACCUCAGCUAUCAGGUGUCAGAAGCUGACGGCUGCUCCGAGGCCGCCAAGGAUCUGAUCAAACCGGCCUUCAGCCUGGCCAGCUCCUCCUCCUCCACAUCCUGCUCCUCUUCAUCCUCAGCGUCCCUGCAGGUGCAGACCAGCGCCCCCUCCUGGCAGCCGCCGUCCUCGACCGCCAACGGGACGCUGCUGAAGACAUCAGCUGGGGUGGUGCUUCCUGGAGGCUUUACCUUGAUGUCAGGUGGCUCGCUGCCUCCGGGCGCACACACCAUCCCCCUCAGCCAGCUGCAGGGCCAGUCUUUGGCCAUCCAGGGCCCCGUGGCCCCAGGCCCCACCCCCACGCUGCAUGCUCCACCCACACAGCCAGCUACGUUGCUGCGGCUUCCUGCCACCGUGUCGCUGUCAGGACCUGGAGUCUCUCAGCAGCUGCAGACAAUCCAAGUACAGACCAGCAGCCAGCAGGCAACCGCCAAUCACAGCAGCUCUGACAUGCAGAGCCCCGCCUCCUCCACAGCGAGUCUUCCCGUCUCCAUCGUCUCCUCCCCUUCCUCCUCCUCUUCCUCGGUAGCAGGUCACAUGAUGUACCCAGGCGGUCACACGGUGAUGUAUGCCGCACCAACGCCCUCGCUGGGCGACGGCAGCCUCACGGUCCUCAACACCUUCUCUCCAGCAGGCCACACCCAGUCACAUGACCCAGGUGACCGACUGUUAAUAUUUGCUGACAUGAAAACGUUUCCAGAAAAACCACAAACUCUUCUCUUCUUUCAGCCGCCGUGCCGCAGGUCUUCCUCACCUCUCUUCCUCCAGGCGCCACUCAGAUCCCAGUUUCUGCAGUCCAGCUGCACCCGAUGGUCAUCAGUCAACAGAGCAGCAACAACCUGACCGAGCUGCAGGUCGUCAGUCUGGACGUCCACCAAUCAAAAGACGACUGAGAUGAACGCAGAUGAUUCGUUUGAUGGACUUCCUGUUUACGUGUUUGUGUUGAUCAUGUAAACAAAAACAUGUCGUCAGUUGGUACUUCCUGGAACGCCGAUCUGUUGCCGACGUCCAGGUCAAUGUAGUGAUGAUGUCACUCUGCCAGGCGUCUUUCAUUUGAGAUGAAGAAAGUGCCAAAAGUGUGUGGACGCUCGUUUGUGUGGCGCGCACGGUGACACACGGACAGCAGGAACACCAGGAGCAUCACUUCCUGUAUGGACCUUUUCAAAGUAAAACCUGGAUGUGUAUUCUCUGAACGUUCAUCUUUGAUUUGCAGAAAUGUGGAAAUGAUUUCAGUUGUUAUUAAAAUGUUUCAUGUGAACGCC
Neolamprologus brichardi is the source of this 2602-nucleotide messenger RNA. RefSeq names its product serum response factor-like. Gene Ontology annotation, molecular function: DNA-binding transcription factor activity, RNA polymerase II-specific; protein dimerization activity; cis-regulatory region sequence-specific DNA binding. Gene Ontology annotation, biological process: positive regulation of transcription by RNA polymerase II. The record is from RefSeq and is a predicted model, not a curated record. Lineage: Eukaryota; Metazoa; Chordata; Actinopteri; Cichliformes; Cichlidae.